AUAACGUCAGUGGACUUGUUGUCAGUCGUUUAUCGUUUGCUUGCCAGUCUUCGGUCGUGUGCGGUUGAGGUAAGUCUUGUUCCUAUCGCCGGGCUUUGAGUUUUAAAUGCAUCGCUUUCACACAAAUUCAAGCUGAAAUCUCCCCACAUCAACAAACUCCAAGACAGAAGACAGCCUGCGGACCACAUUAACCAGUGUAACCAUCAUGGACAGUUAAGAAACAUAGGCUGCUGCGUGGAGGACAGAAGUUUAGCAACACCCCGGAGCGUCCCUCCUCUCUUCCCACUGAGGCAGACCAGCGAGCUUCCAUCACCAUGGCCGAAGAAGACUAUGGUAGCUUUGUGGACUGGAACCAGAUGGGGGAUCUGGCCAAGAGCAGCGGGCCCACCAAGGUAGACUGUCAGGACCUGAAAGAGUUCAAACAGAUGGCUCGGCAGGGUUACUGGGCCAAAAACCACAAACUACGAGCACAAGUCUACCAGCAGCUCAUCAAAGCCAUUCCCUGUCGCACGGUUACCCCAGACGCAGAAGUAUAUCGUGACAUUAUGGGAAAUGCAGCCACUAAGAAGCCCUCCUCCCACAUCCCACUUCCAGAGUUUGUGGAUGGAAGUCCUCUGCCGCGGUACUGCCUGAAGACAGAGGCAGUAGCCUCGGCCCAUCAGAUCAUCAACUGCGUGGCUGGACAGUUUCCAGAUAUCUCCCACUGCCCGUCACUACCGGCAGUUACUUCACUGCUCCUGCACUUCAGCGUCGACGAGGCUCAGUGUUUUGAGCUUGUCAGCCGCAUGCUGGCCUGCAACGAGCCAGGCAAGCGACUGGUGGACCAGACUUUCCUGGCCUAUGAGUCUAGCUGCAUGACUUUUGGUGACCUGGCCAACAAGUACUGCACAGCCGCCCACAAAAUGAUCGUGGCCACAGCCCAGGACGUGCUGGAAGUCUACUCCGACUGGCAGCGCUGGGUGUUGGGCGACCUACCUUUCAGCCACAUGGUCAGGGUCCUGGACAUCUACCUGGUGGAGGGUUACAAAGUUCUCUUCCGUGUGGCUAUAGCCUUGCUCAAGUUCUAUCGCAAGCAUAAAGCAGAGGCCCAGGGAGGCCCGGGCAACCAGCAGCAGGAUUCAAGCAAGGUUAAGGAGGACAUUCAAGCUUUCGUCAAGGGCAUCGCCUCCACCGUCACACCAGAGAAGCUGCUGGAGAAGGCCUUCUCCAUCCGCAUGUUUAGCCGUAAGGAGAUCACGCUGCUGCAGCUCACAAAUGAAAAGUCCCUGCAGCAGAAAGGCAUCACUGUCAAACAGAAGCGUCCUCCUAGGCGGAACGUGCAGCUGGCACUUAACCCCGACACCUUCUCCUCAGAGAUCGUCAGUGCCAAGGAGAUGCGGGACAUCUGGUCGUGGAUCCCUGAGCGCUUUGCCCUGUGUCAACCACAGCUCCUCUUCACCACCUCCACCCAUGGUUGCAGCCUGACCAGAUUCUACUCUCAUUGUGAAGGCUACGAACCCACUCUGCUCCUCAUCCGGACCACAGAUGGCGAUGUAUGUGGAGCCUUCCUGUCCACAGAUUGGGAGGAGCGGAAAAGAGGAGGCAACAAAUUGAGCUUCUUUGGCACAGGGGAGUGCUUUGUCUUCAGGCUGAAGCCAGAGAUGGAGCGUUUUGAGUGGGUGGUGAUCCGCCACCCUGAGUUAGCCUCCUCCAACAAGACUCAGGAAGACACAGCCUCUCCUGAGGGGCAGAACUCGGACAACAAUGGCUUACAGCAGCCAGAGAAGCCUGCUGGAGGCCUAUCGCCCUUCCUCUCCGCACGCCACUUCAACCUGAACUCCAAGAAUACUUCCAUGUUCAUGGCUGGUAACUUUGACUCCAUCAUAGUGGGAGGAGGCGACGGCAACGCUCUCUACAUCGACUCUGAGCUCAACCACGGGCGCGCUGGCCGGUGCGCCACCUUUGACAACCCGCCUUUGUGUGCUGAGAGCUUCCAGGUUGCACUGCUAGAAGUGUGGGGCUUCCAGGACGCCAUGGCCUCCUAAUACUGUACACAUAAACACACAGUACCCAUGUAGAUCCAUACUCGUCUGCGCAUAUUCAUGCAGACAAACUUAUAUUAACACAGAAAAUCUUGACAUAAAAUGUCCGUCCUACAAAUUCAUAUAUGAUGAUCUAUUUUUUAUUUAUUAAUGCAGUUAAUCCAAAUUCAACAUGUGAUGUUUGUUUUCUGUUUAUUUUUGUAAUUACGGAUUUGUAUUAUGGUGUGCUAAGUCUGUCAACGUGUCCGGUAAUAUGAAGGAAGUCAGGAUCAACUGUCGAUGAAGCAAACGUGAGCUUCAUUUAAAGGUCUUUUUAUGUUCAUGUUGAGUUGAAACAUUUGAAUUCCUGAAUGUACAUUCAGUCUUUUAUGUGCUGUGGUUUAGCACAAUCUGCCAAAUUAACUGUAUAGCUGUCUCUGUGGCCCUUAAAAAAUAUUAACCAGGCCAUGAGGUUAAAGAUAAAAGGUGUGAAGUCGAGAGUUGAUUUGGUGAGAUGUGUUUUUAAAUGUUGAAACUAAGAUGAACGCAGUGAAGUUCCAGGUCAGCUGAGUUCUAAGUAAAAUCCUGAAUAAUUUCCCCCCACUUUGAUUUGCUGUACAUGAUGAAUUAAUGUGGUUCAUGUUUGUGGGUAUCAGUGGUGAAUGUGAUUGUUGCCAUUUUGCACCAUAUGUCGAAGCUUUCUUUUGAAUGAGUGGCAAUUUCUUCAUUUUUAAAAGUAUAUGAAUAUUCAUGUGAAUACAAAAGAACAGACUUUUAAAAUGUUUAUGGUUUGCAAGUAAUGAAGAGAAAUGCAGUUUGCUCAUCCUUUCCUGCUGCUGCCGUCCUUUUGUAGGGUGAAGACCGUCGCACAAGAAGUCCAAAACUGUGGCCUGUUGGCGAAGUGUCGUUGGGGGUUAUACACCCUGUUUGUGUCUGUGUGUGCGAACCUGUGCUCCAGUGAGACAUUGAGUAACUACAAAUGUAUCUUACAUGUGAAAAUACAGCAAUAUGCUUUCAGUA
This is a messenger RNA of Anarrhichthys ocellatus (wolf-eel), 3020 nucleotides long. It is a transcript of the gene tbc1d24, whose product is annotated as TBC1 domain family, member 24. The record is from RefSeq and is a predicted model, not a curated record. Lineage: Eukaryota; Metazoa; Chordata; Actinopteri; Perciformes; Anarhichadidae. The transcript has 8 exons. Bases 315 to 2024 code for a protein of 569 amino acids.